UUCAACACAUGGACCGCUGAGUAUGUUCAAGGUGACAGGUCAGGUACAGGGGGUAUGCCGCCAGCUGUAAGCCUGAUGUGGACGACUGUGUACGCUACGUCUGAGGACGACACAAACGUCGUCUUAGACCGAGAGGAACUUUCCCUCUACACGACCCCUCAGCAGGAGUUUCGGUAUGUGGAGCCGGAGGCAGGUCAGCUGGAACACGGUGCCGCCACCCUCAGGAAAAUGGUAGAGCCCUACUCCGCUUGGAUUCAGGGCGCUUAUGGAAGAAUCCAACCCGAAGUUCAGAGGGUCACUCAGUUUGGAAACGACACCUACUUAUAUCUUCAAAAUCCGCCGGCGAACUUCUAUCCACGGGCCGGGAUUAUCGGUUUCGCCGGUGUGUUGGGACUGUUCCUCGGAAGAAGCUCCAGAAUGAAAAGGGUCGUCUACCCCGCUGCCCUUAUGGCCGUCGGCGCCUCCCUGUACUACCCUGAGAGGGCAGUGGCGAUUGCCAAGUCAGCGGGAGACUCCGUUUAUGAAUGGGCAUUGAAGGGCUACGUUAGAGUCGACGAGAUGCUGAGUCCCGCAAACAAACCAAAGAAGAGUACUGCUGGCGAUGAUAAACCCUGAUCAGUG
Molecule: messenger RNA, 621 nt
Organism: Lampris incognitus (smalleye Pacific opah)
Lineage: Eukaryota; Metazoa; Chordata; Actinopteri; Lampriformes; Lampridae
Product: MICOS complex subunit MIC26-like
Exons: 1
Coding region: 55-615 (186 amino acids)
Biological process (GO): cristae formation
Cellular component (GO): MICOS complex
Source: RefSeq, a predicted model, not a curated record